CCACACGGUUGAUCCGGACCCACCCUGGAUUUACAGCUAUCGCGAUAUGUGUUCUCCUCUAUGGACGUUACUUCUUUUGGCCACGUGCCUAUGUCCGCAGACUCUGCGAGCAUUGAAAGAGAGCUACAGAAGAGGCCACGAUGGCUCUACGGUGGACGAAAUGCUGGCGAGAUUGGGGGAGGGCCCCGCCCUUUUUACCGAUGCAGGAGCAACAAGCACUUGUGAAGAUUCAACCUGCGAGGUGUACAAUGUCUCUUAUUUUACAUAUUUGUCUUUAACAGUGGACCCCUCAAAUCUGGGACAGAAGACAAUGUUGUAAGGUGUCCAUCAGGGGUGCAACCAAUAAUGUGUCCUUACAUAGAGACGUUUCAGGUGUCCUUAGAGAGGGGUUCCACCCACUGUACACCCGUCAUUAUCUUCUCCCUACUUGACAGGAGAGGGAGGGUGGACUGUGCUGGGGCUACGAGCGGGACUGCACCGAGGACAACAGACUGUUUGUUCCUCGCUGCGACGGAUCUCCAAAACCCUGGGCUCAGACCAUGGAGGGGAAGAUGGAGCUGUUCUGGACCCAGGCAGAUUUUGGUUACGUCAAGAAAGUAGUGGACUCCCUGGCCAUCCUCUGCUCACCAAAGGGGAAGAUUGCAGAAGGAGCAUCGCAGCUGAUCUGCUCGGCACAGCUACGGUACUGCAGAGCUAGAAAUCUCUACAUGGACCUCAGACGCUAUCGUCAGAUGACAGAAAAACAGGGCACCUACAGAAGCUUCUUGGAGGAUAUAUUUGAAGAAGGGGAGAUUGGUGGUAAUUGUGAACUGGAUAUUAAUAGACUCAGAGACAAUGCAAGGCACAAGUCACCCUUGCAGUCAUGGUAUGCAGAGCUGGGAGGCUAUAGUUCAGUGGAUUUCAAGGUCAAAGAGGGAGAGCAAUGUGACGAAAUAGUGACUCGGCCCACUGUGUUUAUCAAGCUGGACGCAGUGGUCAACAUGUACCAUCAUUUCUGCGAUUUUUUCAAUAUCUACGCCUCGCAGCACGUCAACGGCUCUUUCAGUGAUGACGUACAGAUAGUCAUAUGGGACACUACGUUAUCGAAGGAGUUUCGAGAUCCCUUCAUUGAGACGUGGAGAGCCUUUACGAGACAUCCGGUCAUGAAACUGGCUCAGUUUCAAGGAAAGAGAGUGUGUUUCAAGGACGUCGUUUUCUCCCUGCUGGCUCGCAUGCAACAAGGCCUCUACUAUAAUACUUAUCUGACUCCGGACUGCAGAGGGUCGGGACUGAUGCAGGCGUUCACCAAACAUCUGGUACCAAGGCUGGGAAUACCACAGGACUCCAGGCUCCCGGAGAGAGUGAGGGUGACUCUCCUCUCUCGCUCCACCAAACACCGCAGAAUUGUCAACGAGAAUGAGCUGGUGAAUGCACUGAAGACAGUUGGCUAUUUCGAUGUCUCUGUGGUGGACUAUAAGUUCAGAGAAUUCCCAUUCCUGGAGCAAAUAAAGACGAGUCAUAAUUCUGACAUAUUCAUGGGGAUACAUGGAGCUGGACUGACCCACAUGAUAUUCCUCCCUGAUUGGGCCGGAGUCUUUGAGAUGUUUAAUACAGAGGACCCCAGGUGCUAUUAUGACCUAGCCAGACUGAGAGGGAUUGAAUACAUUACCUGGGAGAAAGGAGACAAGAUAUGGAAAGAAGCAGAAGGCUACAGUCCAACGUCUGGUAACCCGAGUCCAAAGUUCACCAACUACACUCUGGACGUGGAGGAGCUGAUGAGGCUGGUGACGGGACUGGGAGACAGAGUCAGGGAGAGAAAGAUGGAGAGACACGCUCACUCACUCGGACUUUUCACAACAUCUUAGAUUCUUUCAUGCUGUAUAUAAUUAUGCCUAACUUGACCAUUUUUAUUUAUUUUAAGAGAUGGCAUUGUUCACUUGCUCGCAGAUUCAGAUGUAUAAUUAUUAUUGAUA
This is a messenger RNA of Geodia barretti, 1952 nucleotides long. The record is from the annotation of a GenBank genome assembly. Lineage: Eukaryota; Metazoa; Porifera; Demospongiae; Tetractinellida; Geodiidae.